Messenger RNA from Gigantopelta aegis, 6433 nucleotides. RefSeq names its product ATP-dependent RNA helicase DHX8-like. Gene Ontology annotation, biological process: spliceosomal complex disassembly; mRNA splicing, via spliceosome. The transcript is spliced from 23 exons. Gene Ontology annotation, cellular component: intracellular anatomical structure; catalytic step 2 spliceosome. The record is from RefSeq and is a predicted model, not a curated record. Bases 46 to 3780 code for a protein of 1244 amino acids. Lineage: Eukaryota; Metazoa; Mollusca; Gastropoda; Neomphalida; Peltospiridae. Gene Ontology annotation, molecular function: ATP binding; RNA binding; RNA helicase activity.
AUAGAAAACGUAUCAUUUGCAUUCAUAUUUAGAAUAAUUCUCGGUAUGGAAGAACUUCAGAAACUUGAGUAUUUAUCUUUGGUGUCUAAAGUAUGUACUGAACUGGAAAACCACCUUGGUAUAAAUGACAAGGAUUUGGCCGAGUAUGUAAUUGAUCUUGCUGAGAAAAAUGACACAUUUGAUAAGCUGAAGAAAGCUUUGGAAGAGAGGGAUGCCCAGUUCAGUGAUUCACUUGUGGCAAAUCUGCUACGACUGAUAAAAAAGAUGAAGCCAAAACAAGUAGCAACAAGUAGCAAAGCCACUGACAACAAGGAAAAUGAAGUAAAGAAGAGUGAUGAACAGAUUAAUAAAACACUAUACCCAGGACUGGCCAUGCCCAAUGAUCCCAAAGUUAGGGACAUGUUAGAAGUGACUGAGAAGAAAGAUGGAGACGAGACACAUCAUGGAGAUGAGAAAGUGGCACAAUCAAUGAUGGGUGAACUAGAGGCUCUGUUUGGACAACCAUCUAGUCCAACCAAGGCCAGCACUAGCAGUAAACAUCCAGAGAAGAAAAGUAAACACAGAAGCAGAAGUCGUGAAAGAAAAAAGAAAAGGAGAUCUCGAAGCCGUUCUAGAGAUAGGUCAAACUACAGAAGUCAAUCUCGAGACAGGAACCGAUCACGAAGUCGAUCUCGAGACAGGAACCGAUCACGAAGUCGAUCUCGAAACAGGAAGAAACAUCGAUCUCGUAGCCGAUCUCGAGACACAAAGAAAGAUCAUUACCGAGACCGGCAUAGUCCUGACGAUGAUAGGUAUUAUGCUCACAGUAAGAAGUCACGUGACCGACCACGGAAUAAAGACAAGGAUCACAGUAAAGACAAAUACAACGACAUUCCCAUGGAACCCUCUGUUGGUGAUAUUUACACUGGCAAAGUGACGACCAUCAUGCAGUUUGGCUGUUUUGUACAGCUCGAAGGAUUGCGGAAACGCUGGGAAGGCUUGGUUCACAUAUCACAGUUACGCCGAGAAGGACGGGUUACCAAUGUGACUGACGUUGUAAGCAGGGGUCAAAAAGUAUUUGUAAAGGUGUUGUCAUUCACAGGAAACAAGACCAGUUUAUCCAUGAAGGAUGCGGAUCAGAAUAGUGGAGAAGAUCUGAACCCCGGAAAGACAAAAUCUCUUAAGGGUGAUGACGAACAUAUGGAGAUGGAAGCCCGGAAUCCUGACCGCCCAAUAACAAUGCCCCUUGUUGGCGCUCUGGAACAAGAUGAGAUAGUUUCAACACAGAAGACAUUCAAGCGUAUCUCGUCACCCGAGCGCUGGGAGAUCAAACAGAUGAUUGCUGCCAAUGUGAUUGACAAGUCACAGCUGCCAGACUUUGAUGAAGAAACGGGGCUUCUUCCAAAAGAUGACGAUUCAGAUGAGGAUGUGGAAGUGACACUAGUGGAGGAGGAGCCACCUUUCUUACAUGGUCAUGGUCGUCAUUGGGUUGACCUGAGUCCAGUUAAAAUUGUUAAAAAUCCUGAUGGGUCACUGGCCCAGGCAGCCAUGAUGCAGAGUGCUCUUCAAAAGGAGAGGAGAGAAAUGAAGCAAGCCCAAAGAGAGGCUGAGAUAGAUUCUGUACCAGCUGGUCUCAACACAGAUUGGAUUGAUCCCAUGCCCUCUGCUGAUGGUCGUAAACUUGCUGCAAACAUGCGAGGAGUGGGCAUGACUCCACAAGAUAUUCCUGAAUGGAAGAAACAUAUAACUGGGGGGGCAAAGGCCUCUUAUGGAAAGAAGGAGAAAAAGUCCCUUCUUGAACAAAGACAGAGUUUGCCAAUAUUUAAACUUAAAGAAGAACUUGUUAAGGCUGUGAAUGACAACCAGAUCCUGAUCGUGAUUGGUGAGACUGGGUCAGGGAAGACAACUCAGAUCACACAGUACCUGGCAGAAGCUGGGUACAUCACUCGGGGAAAGAUCGGCUGUACUCAGCCUCGUCGAGUAGCAGCAAUGUCCGUGGCCAAGAGAGUGUCAGAAGAAUUUGGCUGUAGAUUGGGACAGGAGAUUGGCUACACGAUCCGUUUUGAGGACUGCACGAGCCCGGAGACGAAGAUCAAGUACAUGACGGACGGCAUGAUGCUGCGGGAGUGUCUGAUUGACCCCGACCUGCUGCAGUACUCCAUCAUCAUGCUGGAUGAAGCCCACGAGAGAACCAUCCACACAGAUGUCCUCUUUGGCUUACUCAAACAGGCAGUCAAGAAACGUCCUGAGUUGAAGCUAAUUGUUACCUCAGCAACCCUUGAUGCUGUUAAAUUCUCCCAGUAUUUCUUUGAAUCUCCUAUAUUCACAAUUCCUGGUCGCACAUAUCCUGUAGAGAUCUUGUACACAAAGGAAGCAGAAACCGACUACCUCGAUGCAUCUCUGAUUACGGUUAUGCAGAUCCACCUCACAGAACCACCAGGUGACAUCCUGCUGUUUUUGACGGGUCAGGAGGAGAUCGACUCGGCUUGUGAGAUCCUGUACGAGAGGAUGAAGGCUCUUGGUCCUGAGGUUCCAGAACUUUUAAUCCUGCCAGUGUACAGUGCUCUGCCCAGCGAGAUGCAGACUCGCAUCUUUGACCCAGCUCCUCUAGGCUCUAGGAAGGUAGUGAUAGCUACAAAUAUUGCUGAAACUUCUUUGACAAUUGAUGGUAUUUACUAUGUGGUUGAUCCAGGCUUCGUCAAACAGAAAGUCUACAACUCCAAAACAGGGAUGGAUCAACUUAUUGUUACUCCAAUUUCACAGGCUCAGGCCAAACAGAGAGCAGGUCGUGCCGGGCGGACUGGACCUGGCAAGUGUUACCGUCUGUACACGGAGCGGGCCUAUCGAGAUGAAAUGUUGCCAAGCAACGUGCCCGAGAUCCAGCGCACCAACUUGGCCAGCACUGUGCUUUCACUGAAAGCUAUGGGUAUCAAUGAUCUUUUGUCAUUCGACUUCAUGGACGCCCCUCCCAUGCAGACCCUCAUCUCGGCCAUGGAACAGCUGCACGCUCUAAGCUCUCUAGAUGAUGAGGGCUUGCUAACACGACUUGGCAGGAGGAUGGCAGAGUUUCCACUUGAGCCAAUGUUGUCUAAGAUGUUGAUCAUGUCUGUUCAUCUGGCCUGCAGUGAUGAAAUCCUCACUAUAGUGUCCAUGUUGUCUGUGCAAAAUGUCUUCUACAGACCAAAGGAUAAGCAAGCCUUGGCAGACCAGAAGAAGGCCAAGUUCCACCAGCCAGAGGGAGACCACUUGACCAUGUUGUCGGUGUACAAUUCAUGGAAGAACAAUCGUUUUGCCAGUCCGUGGUGCUACGAGAACUUUGUCCAGAUCCGAACCCUCAAACGGGCUCAAGAUGUUCGCAAACAGAUGCUGGGCAUUAUGGACAGACAUAAACUGGAUGUUGUGUCCUGUGGUAAAAACACCACAAAAGUACAGAAAGCAAUUUGUAGCGGUUUCUUCCGUAAUGCAGCCAAGAAAGAUCCCCAGGAAGGAUACCGCACAAUAGUUGACAGUCAAGUGGUUUACAUCCAUCCCUCCAGUGCUCUCUUCAACAGGCAACCCGAUUGGGUGGUCUAUCAUGAGCUUGUGUUGACAACAAAGGAGUACAUGCGAGAAGUGACAGCCAUUGAUUCCAAGUGGCUUGUGGAGUUUGCAGCAAAGUUCUUCCGAUUCUCGGAUCCAACGAAGCUCAGCAAACAGAAAAAACAGCAGAAGAUUGAACCUCUUUACAACAAAUAUGAAGAACCCAAUGCCUGGAGAAUAUCUCGUGCUUUCAGGAAAUUUCAUACCAAAGUCACAUUUUGAUUGGUUUUUAAAUAUCUGUAUAACGGGACUACCAGAUCCAAAAUUGUGUACAGUUAAAGUUUGUUUUGUUUAAUGACUCCACUAGAGCAUAUUGAUUUAUUAAUCAUCAGCUAUUGGAUGUCAAACAUUUGGUAAUUUAAAAAAAAAAAAUAUUUAUAUUUUUUUCAAGAAACAAAAACCCACCACAAACGUUUAACAGAGACAAGGACAUUUUUUGUUUUUGUACAUUACAAACAUGUAUGAUCAUGAGAUGAAUAGUGAAGCCACAGUGUUUCCAUUUCGGUAUGGGACUACUUGACAGGGCCUUGCUCCACCUGUGCUGUCAGUUGAGCUAUCUUGGUAUCACCCGAGAUCGGGUACACAAAACCUGUAGUGCAUGCCAGGUAAUCAUCCCCCAUGUUGGGUCAUAUACUUGAGACACACACCCAUAAGUGGGUUGGAACUGGUACUGGCAUGAAAAAUCCCCCAAUGACUCAGGUGGGAUACGAACCCGUUACCUACCAGCCUCAAGUCCGAUGGCACAACCACUACACCACCGAGGCCGGAACUCACUAGAACAAGAGAUAGCCCAGUGGGGCUGCCGAUGGGGAUCAAUCCUAGACUGACCAUGCAUCAAGCAAAUGCUUUACCACUGGACUACGUCCUGCCCAAAUUUUGUACAUAUUAUGUUUUUACGCAUGGAUAAGAAUAUUGGAAAUUCAUUGACAUUUUGUUGUAAAUAUUUCUAUCACAGGACUGCUUUAUUUAAGAAAAUGGCCACACACAAAAAAAAAAUUCUAUGGAAAAAUAGUUGGCAUAGUAAUUUUCAUAAGUGUUUUACAGUUAAUGUGUUGAGAGUUUGAUUUGUCAGUAUUACAAAAAAUAAAUAAUUAAGAGAAGAAAUACUGAAAAUUGAAAGUUCCAUGGAAAAUAAAACUUUGCAGCAAUCUCCAUGAUAUUGUUCAUUAACUACCAUAGUUCAUUGUUGGUGUUGUUUACAAGUUUCUCAAUAAAAAUAUUUGUUUAUGAAGCCAGUUUCAUCUUGGAUUUGGGUUUUUGUACCAAAACAUGUGUACAGAUUGAUUUUGUAAAGAGGUUUUUUUUAAACAGACAUUACAAAAUUGAAAUUAAAUAGGUGAUGACUGUGUAUUGGCAUUGGCAUUGAACUGCAAGAAUAAUCAAGUGUCAAGCCUACUUCAGUUAUUUGUAAGCUUGGGUGUGUUAUUUUUUUUAACCCUUUCCGACUAUGGAACAGGAAAUCCUGUUAAAAAGAAAAAUCACUGUUCAGACUACAGAAUGGGAAAUUCCGUUGUGUGUUUUCAGUUUGUAUUUACCACCAAAUUUGUCACAGGCUGACAUGCGCAAUAGAGGCAGUGCUAACAAAAACAUCCUGUAGAAGUGUUACAUGGUUUGCCAUGAGAAUGUGCUCAUUUGUUCGGAACUUUUUCAGCCUGUUUGGUAUAACUGUUCUGUUAACUACAUUGGCGACAUCCAUUUUUGAUAAUAUGGCCUUCACGGAAAAUGACUGCGAUAGUGAUGUUUAAUCGGAAUGUGAGAGUGAUAAUUCCGAUGGAAUUCCACUAGCUGAAAUACUAUCACAAAUUCAAGAUGACAUACCACUUUCGAGAUUUGCACGUGGUCGGAGAUAUUUUCUAAAUGGGUUUAAUCAUUUACACAUUUUCAUAGAAAUUUGAUAUGGUUUUAUAACCAGUGAUUUAAAAAAUAUAUAUACCUGUAUAUAUGUAUAAUAAUGAGCUACUUCUCAUAGAAAAUUGAUUUAUGUUUAUAAAUAUGCUUGAACUAGUCUUCUACUAUGAAUAAUAAAUAAGUUAUCAUCAAAUAACCAUCUGUAAAUUUAUCCUUUGUUUAAUUGUCAAAUAUAUCAAUUCCUGGGGCACUUUGAAGUCAAUGGGUUAACAAGUCUGAAAGGGUUAAUUACUACACAAGAAAGAGAUUAACAACUGUCUGGAUAAAUACCACCACCCUCCUGACGUAGUAGGGUCUUCCCUGCCCAAAGGUAAUAAAAUGUGACUUUUGGGUCAUAUUCCAUAAAUUAACCAUGACUUGCUAAUUUGUAAUUCACAUGUUUGCUGGUACGAAAAUACCUUUGUCUUUUCAGCUACAUAAACUUAAGUCUGUUGUUUGUCUAUUGUUUGGGAAACACAUUAAUUUUGACACCAUGGCAAGGACAAUUGGACAAUAUUUUACCACAUUAUUUAUGGUUUGUCGCUUGUGUUGCAUGACAGCUAAAUUCUGUGGUUGCAUUGGUGGGGUAAAAGAUGUACUGAAAACAACCACUGGGUCUGACUUUACUGGUCGUAAUACGUAAUACAUAGUAGUGGGAUGGUCUUAAUACCGCAGUGUUUUUUACUAUAAAAUAGUAAGGAAAUAUUCUGGUCUUUAAAAUAUUGGUCUUUAUAGCGAGGAGGUCUUAGAACUGGGGUGGUCGUUAGGUGGGGUCUCACUGAUCUUAGACAUCUUUAAAUUUUCAUUUUAAUGUAUAUUUGUAAAUAGAUAAAUUUUUAUAUGUUCAAGCAUGAUUGAGUGUAUGUAUGCACAUAUACAUAUAUCUGAAUCUUUAGACUGGGAGAUUAAUGAUUAAUUAUUAUGUCUUGUUUUUAUAACUUGUAAAGUACAAUGUUGUCAUUUUAAUUAAAUUAUGUCACGAAUAUAA